AUGAACGAGUGUCAUCCGCCUCUCGACACACUCGGGACUCGGGAGCAAAAUUAUCAGGCACAUGUCCGUCUCAACACCAGACCAGCCUCGCAAGUCGAAUCACAAGUUGAAUUAAAUCUCCAUCUACUCCGCGCUACUCAUCUAGUCCUUCAAACCAUCUCCGCAGCAGCAUUGACCCGUCCCGUCACACACGCCGGCUCGGCUGCCUACCGCCGGCUUCCGCCUCGGCCUAUCAUUGCCGCCCUCAUCAACACGGCCCAGGACUCUGAAUCAACCCGUCCCCCAAGUCUCCAUCACCCGCCCCAAUACUCGGUUGUCGUCUGCUUCUUGAUGCCGGUCCGAGACCACAUCCUCGUCCAGACCAGAUCCUUUGCACCGGGUGUCUUGCCGCUGUCCGCGCGCACGUUCCGUCUCGUCUCGUGCCUGCGCAUCGUCACGGGGCGCGACAUCCCGCUGUGCUUCGUGUCCCGCGUCACGGCCGCGUUUUACAACGACCGCGGUCGACCCGUCUGGAGCCGACGCGUGCUUCUCUACAAGAUUGUGCCCAGGCACCGUCGCAACGUUGCUGCGAACCAAGACAUUCAUAGUCUUACGCAAGCGGAAUACCACCAGCAGUUCCCGUACUUUCAUCAGGACCACACACAAGACAACUACGCCACCUCUUCCACAUCCGCUGAGAACCAAGCCGCUGACCCCUUCAACACCCUCGCCCCCAACCACCCUCUCGCUCCCGUCAGCUGCCCCUCCAGCUCCGGCCACUGGUACACGUCGUUCAACCCGCAAGAGCGUCGCUGGUCCAACAUGUCUGGCGGCUGGAACCCCGUCACGGGCCGCGACAACCACGGCGGCGGCCGCCCCCCCUUUGCGCCGCAGGGCGGCGGGCCCAUGCCGGCCCAAGGCCAGGCCUACAUCCCGCACAUGGGCGGCCCAGGCUAUAGUUUCGGUAUGGCUCCCCAAUUUGCUGGCUACCCAGGCAUGGCGGCUUACGGCGGAGGAUACAUGGCAGCGGCGCCGAGCUACUACCCACAGCCUCCCGGCGGUGGCAUGCCCAUGGCGCCGCCGCCCAUGGCGCAGCAUCCGAUGCACCCGGGCGGCUUCCAGACGCAGCAGACGUUUUCGUACCAGCCCAACGGCGCGGGCAACAUGCUCCCGCGGCAGCCGCAGCCGUACCCCGUCAUCGACCCGACCAUGCCCGCCGCGCAAAUGACCAACAGCUCCGGCGGCGUCGGCUGCGAGCCCGGCUACAACUACUUCUUCCCCGCCGAGCACACCAAGGCGCACAUCUUCAAGACGAGCACCCCGCCCUGGCAGCUGCCGCCCACGGCCCAGAUCCCCUUCAAGGCGACGCACAUCCCGUGCACCACCACCAUGGCCGACCUGCUCAAGGGCUUCGGCUGCACCAACCCCGUCGCCAAGAAGAACAGGGUCUUUGAGGUCAUUGGCAGCGGCAGCGGCAAGUGGUACAAGGGCCUCGCCAUCAGCGGCGACGACAAGGACAUGCUCAAGAAGACGCUCAAGGAGGUGGGCUGGGACAUGACGAGGACGGGCAACCCGCAUGAGAAGCCGAUUGUGUGUCUGUGGUUUUGCAAGGAUUAG
This is a messenger RNA of Cordyceps militaris CM01, 1596 nucleotides long. RefSeq lists its product as uncharacterized. The coding region runs from base 1 to 1596 and encodes 531 amino acids. The record is from RefSeq and is a predicted model, not a curated record. The transcript is spliced from 6 exons. Lineage: Eukaryota; Fungi; Ascomycota; Sordariomycetes; Hypocreales; Cordycipitaceae.